AUGGAUUUUCUGGUGGAUGCAAAUUAUACAACAGUGACACAGUUCAUUUUACUUGGUUUAACAGAUGACCCAGUCCUUCGAGUCAUCCUCUUCAUCAUCAUCCUGUGCAUCUACCUGGUGACCCUGUCUGGAAACCUCAGCACAAUCCUGCUAAUCAGAACCUCUCCUCAGCUCCAGCACCCCAUGUACUUUUUUCUGAGCCACUUGGCUUCUACUGACAUUGGCUACUCAUCCUCUGUCACACCCAAUAUGUUAGUUAAUUUCCUAGGGGAGAGAAAAAACAUCUCCUACCUUGGCUGUGCUAUCCAGCUUGGCUCAGCCGCUUUCUUUGGGACAGUUGAGUGCUACCUUCUGGCUGUCAUGGCUUAUGAUCGCUUUGUGGCAAUCUGUAGCCCACUGCUUUAUUCAACCAAAAUGUCCACACAAGUCUGUGUUCAGUUGCUCAUAGGAGCUUACACAGGUGGUUUUCUUAAUGCUUUCUCUUUUACCAUUUCUUUUUUUAGUUUUCUCUUCCGUGGACCAAAUAGAAUCAAUCAUUUUUUCUGUGAUUUUACUCCUUUAGUUGAACUCUCAUGUUCUGAUGACAGUGUCUCUAUCAUUCUUGACACUGUUUCUGUUGGCUUCGCCAUUAUGUUCACAGUGCUAGUCAUAGCUGUCUCCUAUAUCUACAUCCUCAUCACCAUCACGAAGAUGCACUCCACUGGGGGCCGGCAGAAGGCCUUCUCUACCUGCACCUCCCACCUCACUGCAGUCACUCUGUUCUAUGGGACCAUCAUGUUCAUUUAUGUGAUGCCCAAAUCCUGCUACUCCAUUGACCAGAACAAGGUGGUGUCUGUUUUCUACAUGGUGGUGAUCCCAAUGUUGAACCCACUCAUCUAUAGUUUGAAGAAUAAUGAAAUUAAGGGAGCUCUGAAGAGAGAAUUUGAUAGAAAAAAUAGUUUCUUAGAUAUGUCUGUUAUUUUGUGGGUCUUUAUUUAG
This is a messenger RNA of Nannospalax galili (Upper Galilee mountains blind mole rat), 978 nucleotides long. RefSeq names its product olfactory receptor 502-like. Gene Ontology annotation, cellular component: membrane. The transcript has a single exon. NCBI's taxonomy places the organism in Eukaryota, Metazoa, Chordata, Mammalia, Rodentia, Spalacidae. The record is from RefSeq and is a predicted model, not a curated record. Gene Ontology annotation, molecular function: odorant binding; olfactory receptor activity; G protein-coupled receptor activity. The coding region runs from base 1 to 978 and encodes 325 amino acids. Gene Ontology annotation, biological process: G protein-coupled receptor signaling pathway; sensory perception of smell.